Messenger RNA from Spinacia oleracea (spinach), 1886 nucleotides. RefSeq lists its product as uncharacterized. Bases 181 to 1254 code for a protein of 357 amino acids. The record is from RefSeq and is a predicted model, not a curated record. NCBI's taxonomy places the organism in Eukaryota, Viridiplantae, Streptophyta, Magnoliopsida, Caryophyllales, Amaranthaceae. The transcript is spliced from 5 exons.
ACUUCCUGGUAACACGGAGUACAGGAUUUGCAACUGUUUUUUUUGAAGCAUAGAGAAAUCAAUUCACAAUUCACAAUUCACAGUUUUUAUUUUUAAAGUUUUUGCUAAUUUUUAGGCAGUCUUGCUCAGUGGAAAGUACUUGAAUCAAAUUUUGUUGCACAAGCUUCGUUAUGUGCUCAAAUGGAUUCACCCUUUGAGCUUAGUCCAUUAAUUCAGAAGAUUGCUGGAGAAGUAGCCGCUACACCUACGCGAAGGCGAAGCUUCUCUCGUCCCACAGAGAUUUGUCUUGAGGAAUGGUGGCUUUCAAAACCUGAAGGUUGUAAGGGUUUAGCUGUAAGCGGUCGUCCCACGGAGGAGAGGAAAUGCAACGAUGCACACCAAAAAUUUCACUCUGCUCCCGCUAAAAGGAGAUUUGCGUCAAGAGAAUUUCACUCUGCAGAAAUUGUAAAGAAGCAUGGUUGUACCAUACUUGAAACUGCUGAUGGUAUUUUUGUUUCCCUAAGCGGCUUCAUAGACAGGUCUCGCACACAACAAAAUGGCUUUUCAUUUGAGGUUUGCAGGGAUUUCAUAUAUGGAUUUCCUAAUGGAUGGAAAGAUUAUGCUACAUCCAUGGCCAUGGGUGACGAAACAAGUGAAGUUAACCGCAUAGAGUUAAAUGAGAGUGUCCUGUCUGCUGUAGAAACAAGUGAAGUUAGCCGCAUAGAGUUAAGUGAGUGUGCCAUGCCUGCUGCAGAAACAAGUGAAGUUAACCUCAUAGAGUUAAGUGAGUGUUCCUUGCUUGCUGCUAUAGAGGCCUGCAAUGGUGCUCAGUUGCACGAGUUGGUGUGGUCUAUUCCUGACACUGAAAGGGAUGUGUUCAAUAAGAUAGUUUAUGACAAGCUGAUUGAAGUGCUUACUGCACAACCUAAGGAUGUAACUGAAGAUCAACCCUUGUAUGACAAGUUAAUUGAAGUGCUUACUCCACAACCUAUGGAUGUAACUGAAGAUCAACCCUCAAAAUCUACUUCAUCUCAAGUUGAUGCAGAUGUUUUAGAGUCCAGUCUCAGAGGACAGAUGCAAGCAAGAAGCGGCAAAGUAAUGCCCCAUCACACUCGCACACUUCCUCUAAGGAGGAGUCCCGGAAAAAGAAGUUACUAUGAUGAAGAAGAUUGCCAGUUUGAACUUUUCAUGCAGAAGUCGAGAGUGAAGAAAAAGUCAAUGCUUUUGUCGUUGAAGCAGGAAGCCAGUAUAAACUUGAGGAAACCUCUUUACUGACCAGCUUACUAGAACUCAUUACUGUAAAUGAGAUUCUGUAUAUAUUUAGUAGUAGUAAACAUCUAAGCCUGAACAUACCUGAUAUGGUUUGCUUUAAACCCAACUUAUCCAACACUUGAAAACGCAUCAAGCUUCAGGUACCCUACGUGCUGAUUCUGCCUAACCCAAAUCGUAUACGACUCAUCGCCCUCAUGCCAAGCUACGUUAUGGGACAAAUUAGGCGAGGAUGUCUUAAUUUUGAUUUUUAAGCGUCAUACUUAAUUAAUCCUUCAGAGUUCUUGCAAUUUUGAUUUCACAGACUUUUCGAAAAGGCCGAUCUACGAUAAUAUAUUGCGUGGCGGUUUAAAAGAGGAAGGUUAUCCGCACCUGUUCUGUUCUUUUAGUUACCCUUAUUGAUGUUAUAAGUUUUCUUUAUUGUAGUUAUAAGUUACGUUAUUUUCAAGUCUAUUAGCUUAAAUGGUAGAGUAAUGUAUAAUAUUGUACAUGGUGGGGGAUCAAACUCCACUUAGCCUACUACCUAUAUUACACUUGUGUAUUGGUGUAUAUUUUCAUUAUUGGUGUUGUAUUGGUCAUAGUUAUGACUUGUAACAAGCAUAUAACUUUUGAUCAGGGCACUUAAUUGUUUAUUGUUA